This is a messenger RNA of Penicillium paradoxum, 1089 nucleotides long. Its product is annotated as tyrosinase family protein. The transcript is spliced from 4 exons. Gene Ontology annotation, molecular function: oxidoreductase activity. The coding region runs from base 1 to 1089 and encodes 362 amino acids. NCBI's taxonomy places the organism in Eukaryota, Fungi, Ascomycota, Eurotiomycetes, Eurotiales, Aspergillaceae. The record is from RefSeq and is a predicted model, not a curated record.
AUGAUUGCUUUUUAUCAGCCUGCCUUGAUCUUUGCAUUGGGGCUUCUGGUUUCGCUGGUCGAUGCCUCCAUAAUCAACAUAUCUUUCGAGUUGUGUGGAAACCACAACAAUGGCGUGCGGAAGGAGUGGGGAGAAUUGACCCGAACUGAGCGAAUCGACUAUACCGAUGCGGUGUUGUGUAUGCAACGGCAGCCCCAGCACCUUCCAAGAGAGGAAUACCCAGGUGUGCGCAAUAGAUUUGAUGAUUUUGUGGCUACUCACGUUAACUACACCCUCAAUGCGCACUACAGCGGGCUGUUUCUCCCAUGGCAUCGCCACUUUCUCUGGCUUUGGGAGACAGCCCUGCGAGACGAGUGUGGUUACUCUGGCUACCUCCCAUACUGGAACUGGCCGUUGUGGUCGGAAAACCUCAAGGCGAGCCCUCUCUUCGAUUGCAGCGACAGCUCACUGUCGGGCGACGGAGAGCAGAACCCGGGCGAGCAAAGCAUCCAAGGUGGCGUGGUAACGCUUCCUCCAGGGUCGGGUGGCGGCUGUGUCCGAUGUGGACCCUUCAAAGACAUGGAAAUCCAUUUGGGACCGUUCUCGCGAAACAUUGCCUCAUUCACCGAGCUCCCCGAACCGGGCUUUGACUACAAUCCGCGCUGCUUCAACCGAAGUCUCAACAACUUCGUCAGCCAUAAUUACGAUAAUAAGACCAUUGUCGACCGACUCCUGGCCGCGGAGAAUAUCUCCGACUUCCAGACUGCCAUGGAUUACUGGCCCGUACGGCCAGACGGGGUCCUGGGCGUUCAUGGCGGCGGCCAUUUCAGCCUCGGCGCGACUCUCCAAGACCUGUUCACGUCUCCACAAGACCCGGCGUUCAUGCUGCACCACGGUAUGAUCGAUCGGUUGUGGAGUAUCUGGCAAGCUAAGGAUGAACAGAAUCGUCGGUUUGCGCUUAAUGGAACAGACCGGCUUCUCAAUCCGCCGAACAGCACGGAGGUCACCGUCGAUAUGAUGAUGGAAUUUGGGGUGCUUGGUCGGUCCCGGUCGGUCGGCGAUACUAUGGAUCCCACCCGGCGCGGGUAUUGCUUUUCGUAUACUCCGUAG